AGAGAGUUGCCAGAGGUCGGCACAUCAGAGGCAGGAACUGGGGGAGUAUUGCAACGUCAGCUGGUAGUAAACAGAGGGGCGGCCCUGGCAACUUGUACCUGUUUCGUGCUUCCCUACACCCCUCUCGCUCACCUGGCCUCACACCUGCGUUGAUUAAAGAACGGCAAAAUGGCUGAUGGAGGAUUUGAUCCAUGCGAGUGUGUGUGGAGCCACGAGAUGGCCAUGAGGCGACUCCUAUCUUUGCUGCGGCAAUCCCAAAGCUACUGCACAGAUAAUGAGUGCUUCACAGAGUUGCCAGGGCCGAGGUCUUCCAUCACAGCAGGUGGUAUGGAGAACACCACACUGCUGGCUGUGAUGUGGACCUUCCUGGCUUUUGUUCUCUUCCUCAUGAGACCCAGCUCCCUGCGCUCUGACCCCAACACCAAGCCUGCAAACAGUAACCAGGAUGAUGGUGCUCCUCCCUCCCCUCCGACAGCCAACUAACACCUGCGCUCACUUGGCUCCAGAUUCACCCUCAACCCUAAGUGACCUUCGUUCCACAUACGUCUCUCACACUCUCCAGAUACAUCGACACCUGACUAUCACAAGAAUACCACACAUUUUUGUUACUCCUAACUUACUUCUGUCUCCCCCAAGGUUUACUAAAUACAUGGAACACAAAAUGAAUAAAAAAAAAACUUCCUGCAAGGCUGGAGUGCUGCUGCCUGUGUCAUGUGGCUCAGGAUCCACUGUGGCAGUGGCACUUCCCAACACUGGCAAGGUUGUGAUAUUGCAGGUUCUCUCAUCCACAUGUGUACAAUGUUAAGAAUGCUUCAAAUACCAUUAAUUCCAAAGCUUUACUAAGAUUUCAGAAACAGAUUUCAGAACAGCUUUGGUGACAGUUCAAAAGAACUGUCCCAAGUACUUAUCUGUCUUUCCAGUGAAUAAUUACAAUGGCAUUAUGCACUGGACCUGCCAAGCAGCCUUCCCAAGGUGCCACACUGCCACCCGGUGUUUAGUCACCAAAUGACUUUAAAAAUAUUACUUGUGUAUUUAUUACAGUUACAUUGUUACAAUCCCAAUACUUUAUAUAUUUUUCUUUGUACUGAUACUUAUUCUACUUUGUAAUAUUAAUCAACAAGAUUACUUUGUAAUAUUAAUCAGCAAGAUCUAAUCUAUAUUUAUAUGCAUAACAUAAUAUGCAAAUGCAUACCUCUAGUCUACCUACCCUAGACAUAACUAAACUGGUGACCAGUGUUGGUCAAAAUAUAUCAAGAUUUAUACAGCCUCCUGUGUUAAAGAAUAAGAAUAAUUAUACUACCCAUUAGAAAACAGUCCAUAAUCAACAGCCAGCAAGAAGACAUAAGCCUUCCAGCAGGGCCUCUCGUCUUCAUCAUUCACUGAAAUGCCGACACUGCUGAAGACCUUACAAAGGCUUGCAUCACCCUCCCAGCACAUUACCUUUUCCUCCCCUCUCACAUCAAAAUAAACCUGUGUGACAGGAAUCUGUCUUGUAGCAUUGGGAGCAUUGUAAGGUUGAUACUGUUUGGGUUGUUAGGAAUUCCUUGAAGUAUAUUGUGUGAGGUGUUUCCAAAGUAUAGGUUUUGUUUUUUUGGAACCUGCACUUGAGGUCUGAUAAUGACAAUUAGAUUUGCCUGUGUCUUUGCAAUGGUUCACCUGGACAGACCCCUUAUGAAGGAAGACUAGAAUUGUUCUGCUUAUUCCAGGGCAUGUUAUGAACAUGAGACAAGGUUAACUUUGCAGAGCUAUUCUAACUCUCACUGUGUUAUCUGAUGCAGGUGAGCAGUGACUUCAAAGUAUAAGCUAAUUCAACAUGUAUGACAGGAGCUGCUGUGCUCCCUGAGUGACACUAAUUGGCUGUCCAGUGGUCUCACAUUGCUGAAGAAAGGUUCCAAAGUGUUUUUUAGAAGUGUUUUCUGAAGUUGACUUGGGGACUGUGUGCAUUAUAUACUGUGUAAUGUAACCUAAAAAAAAUCAGUGUAUUCUUUGCGCCAUGAAAUAUUUAAUAUCAGCAGGUGAAAUGUGACAACAAAAGGAAACAUUAAACAUUGUUCAACUCCCCUUUGAAAAAAAAAAAAAAAAGAAAGAAAAGGGAAAAAAAAAGAUAUCAGUGAUUGUUUACUGUGUUCAUGUCAAUACUCUUCUGUCAUAAAGUAAUUUUUAGUUUUACAUUAAUGUUUAAACAUUUCUAGAGUACACUUUUUGCACAUUAGUUACAGACUACACUUUUUUUUUACCUGCUUCCUACAUCACUCCCAAUUGUGUGUUAUCUAGGGAAGGUUUGUUAUUGUAUGGUACUCUCACUUUGCACAAAUAAACAUGAAUAACA
Molecule: messenger RNA, 2329 nt
Organism: Scylla paramamosain (green mud crab)
Lineage: Eukaryota; Metazoa; Arthropoda; Malacostraca; Decapoda; Portunidae
Product: small integral membrane protein 14-like
Exons: 5
Coding region: 169-483 (104 amino acids)
Cellular component (GO): endoplasmic reticulum
Source: RefSeq, a predicted model, not a curated record